Messenger RNA from Arachis stenosperma, 2026 nucleotides. RefSeq lists its product as uncharacterized. The record is from RefSeq and is a predicted model, not a curated record. The transcript is spliced from 4 exons. Lineage: Eukaryota; Viridiplantae; Streptophyta; Magnoliopsida; Fabales; Fabaceae. The coding region runs from base 1226 to 2026 and encodes 266 amino acids.
UCUAUAUAACAUUUAUCUCUUUCAGAUAAUUAGUUAGUAUAGCCAAUGUAUACAUGCCAAUUAGAUUUCUUUACUUUUAAGUCUUUUGGCCGUUCCUUAUAAAGAUUGAAAGUUUAGAUAUGAACUAUUAAUAAUUAUGUGUUGGUAAUGUCCAGUUAAUUGAUUAUACGACCAAGUCAAUCUUAUCUUCUUAGUCAUGUUGUUGAACCGUUAUAAAUUUCUGUUUUACCCUUAUGACAAUGUAACAUCAGCAUUCUAGUGUUCACUGGUGGUUAAUCAGAGGUAUGAUUUGGAAACUGUUACAUUAUCCUGCAUCUAUAGAUUUAUAAUUAUAUUCCUGAUUAAUUUUAUUUUACUAUGUUAAUCUUGCACAUAUUGGAUGCUGUUUCCAACUUCCAAUAGAAACUUCUUCUUGUUGCAAUUUUUUGUUCAGAACUUCAGAUAUGCAACUGAUUAUCCAGCAAGAAAUAAAUUUUUUAAAAAAGAAGAAAACGAAAAAUCCAAAUGGUAUUGUUCUACUCAAUGAAUAAAUGUUCAUGUGAGCUGAAAACCAUUUCCAGAAGAUGGUUCUGUUUUUACAUAGGUUGAACUAUUGUGAAUUGCAAUUGUCUUGGAAAUUAUUUGACUUUUAAAAUUUGACCCCCCCCUCUGAAUCUUACGCUUAAUUUAGCAGUGACUAUAUGUACCUCCUCACAAUCCUUUAUCAUUCGAUGCUUUGUGUAUUUGUUUCUCCCUUGUUCUAGCUGACUGGAUUUGUUAUUGAUCAGGGCCUAGCUUCCUUAAUUGGAUUUGUGUUCUUGUGGUUUAAUUGGCAACCUAUAAAGUGAAAGAUGCUUAAAUUGACUUUUUGUAAAUAAAAGGUUUAUUUCUUAUUUUAACCCUUCAAAUAACUAAUUUGAUAAUCGUUAGCAGAGCAAACAUGUAACUUCAUUAUUGAUCUAUCUAACCCAUUAUUUAUUUCUUUUUUUAGUGACAUGGUAUACAUUUUGUUGCUGCUUGCAGUAGUCAUUCUGUGAUUCUUGCAAUAUCCUUUUUUGUAGUAGCACUUUCAUUAUACCAUAUAAUGCACCCAGGUGCUCCUACAUAAACUACAUUUUUUUUAUAUGUUUUUCAUUAUAAUCUUAUUUUGCAUAUGUUGUGCUGCAUUAGGAGAUCUUGAUGCAAAAAGUGAGAAGGGAAAAUUAUUUGGCUCCAAAAAUUAUGAGCUUAAUAAGGUAAUAGCUUCAUGUUCUUUCAUCUGUUAAUAUAUAUUCUUUGUUCCAUAUUAAAGGCUCGAUUUUGCUUCAAAGUGAGUGAUAGCUUGGCCAAACGAUUUCUGCUCCAAUCGCUUGGCAAAAAAUGGAGGGAACAUAGGAUAAAGCUUUGGAAUGAGUUUUAUGAUCCGAGGUUGAGUAAAACCGAGAUCAUAAAUAAUACACCAGAAGAUAUUGCUCUUGAUCAAUGGGCUUUAUUCGUAGAAUAUCGUUUGAAGCCUGAAACUCGGAAUCUUUGUAAGAGGAAUCAAGAAAUUCGGCAAAAACAAAUAAUUCCUCAUACUUCAGGUGCUAAAUCAAUUGCAAGAAGAAGGGCUGAAUUGACGGAAGAGAAGGGAAAAGAAGUUAGUAGGGUUCAAAUGUGGGACAUCACUCACAAGAAAAUAGAUGGAAGUUAUGUUAAUGAAAAGGCUAAAGAAAUAGCGGAGAAGAUUGAAGCAUAUAGCAGUCAACAAUCGGUGGAAUCAACUGUUAAUUCUCCUCUUGAUGCUCUUGGAGUAGUUCUUGGGAAAGAGCACCCUCGUCGUAUUCGAGGUUUAGGCAUGGGAGCUGUUCUAACAGUUGCUUUCAAGAACAACACUACAAGAAUUAGUCAGAUGAAUUUAGGUUCUUCAAAUGAUGCUGACACAUCAUCUACUUGUGGUCCAAAUGUACAAGACGAGUUGGAUACCGUUAAAGCGCAAUUGCAAGCGCUAGUCUCCUAUAUUCCUUCUAAAGAAGGAGGUAAAAUUCCGGUGAAAUUGGCUGGAAUGUUCCCUACUCAUUUGAUAUAG